CACUACAUUACAUAACAAGAGUCGUCUGCUUCAUCAUCCUGUCCUGUCGUUCUUUGCAUUUACACGUUGUUUCAAAAUUAUAGGAGAAUCCUGUUGGAAGAUUUGUCGGCUUUUGUAACAAGCAAGAUACGCUGAUGGUUGCUUGCUUAAGGAAAGAGAGAGAAGCCAACAGAAGCGUGAACGCUGAAAAAUCAAAAAUUAAGCAAGAGGAAAUUCGAAGAAGACUAAAAGAACAGGAAUCUAUUUAACAAACUGCAACACCAAGUGCUCAAUUACUAUGGCUGUACCCCUAGAAGAAUCCAUCACCCUUUCUGUGACUUAUCCAAGUGUUAUCGAUCGCUAUUUCACCCGAAGAUAUAUUCAAAGGGAUGGAGACAAUGACACCUGUUUGCUGUAUCAUUCAAAUAAGAUAUGCUUAGUGACUUUAGCUAAGAGCCAUGCAAUUUUUAAGAAAGAUGUUGCCAUAAAAAAAGUGAACUUUAAAGUUGGCGAAAAAUUGGAUCGAACAAACAACAAAGUGUCGGGUAAAAAGAAGCAUGGCGGGCAGUAUGUAGACGAACAUUCAAUUCUUUGUCUUGUUGAGUGUGAUGAUGAUUCUGUGUACACCGUAAGAGCGGGUGUUAAAGGAAAACUGGUUGAGGUUAAUGAGCAUUUAAUAGGGGAUCCCAACUUACUUUUGACUAAAGCUGAAACUGAUGGUUAUAUUGCUGUGGUGUUGCAAAAGCUUGGUGUUAAUUGUAACAUGUCCAAUUCAGUUAGUAAAGAGGAAUAUGACAAAGUUGUAGAUGAAUAAAAUGUUGUAUUUUCUUCAA
This is a messenger RNA of Daphnia pulex (common water flea), 812 nucleotides long. RefSeq names its product protein Abitram-like. Gene Ontology annotation, molecular function: actin monomer binding; actin filament binding. Bases 278 to 793 code for a protein of 171 amino acids. Gene Ontology annotation, biological process: regulation of filopodium assembly; regulation of actin filament polymerization; dendrite morphogenesis. The record is from RefSeq and is a predicted model, not a curated record. Gene Ontology annotation, cellular component: lamellipodium; filopodium tip; nucleus. The transcript is spliced from 3 exons. NCBI's taxonomy places the organism in Eukaryota, Metazoa, Arthropoda, Branchiopoda, Diplostraca, Daphniidae.